UCGUACACUCCCAGACAGCUUCUCCUAGUCGAGUUCGGGGAGAAUGGUCACGAACAAUCGCUACCGCAACUAAACUAACCCUUGCCAAACCGCACUCACACACGCGCACACAUAAGCACACACACAGAAGCCAAAUGAAACUCCGAUCCGAUGAGCCAAGCUCAUCAGCAUGCCCACGCCCAAUGUCCAACGGUACGUCGCGAUCAUGCACGAUCGAACCGACGGGGAUCAGCUGUCACAAAUCGCACCACCGCUAUCGCCGUAGAGUAUGGCCCCUGGGAUCGUCGACCGUGGCAACACUGCUGGCAGCACUGUCAACACUCGGCGUGUGCACGGUCACACUCGCGACAACCAAGUCCGGAAGCGCUUCCAACCCUGCCGUACUGAUCUCGAGCGAUGAACCGACGGCGCUGGCCCUUGCCGCAGCCGCUGGCCAAAAGCAGUCGCAACAAACGUACUACAACAGCCGGGGUGGUAACACCCCUUCGCAACGGCAACAGUGCGCCCUGUCCGAGCACACCUGCACCAACGGACGGUGCAUUCCGUGGGACAAGUACUGCAAUAAUGUAAAUGACUGCGGUGAUGGUAGCGACGAACCACGCUUCUGCACACGGUGCAACCGUACGUACUAUGGCAACAUUGGACUGACGUACAAUCUGGAGCUGCACCGACCGAAGGAGGACCGGAUACCGUACGUGUGCAUCCUAACGUUCACAGCCGCCGGAGGCAACUACGGUGACAUCGUGCAGGUGACGCUAGACAGUUUCACCCUCGGACGGUUCGUGUCGUACACGGAAAAUGGCUGCCCGGACGGGUAUCUGCAGGUUUCGGAAGCGAAACGUGCCAAUGUCGGUGGCAUGUGGUGCGGUACGACCUGGGGACCGGCCAUCUUCUACAGCGAAACCGACUCCCUGGUCAUGACGAUUAAGCUGUUCAAGCUUUCGCGUGACCAGAGCGGAUACAACUUCGACUUCCGGAUACAGUACAAAAUGUUGUCGCGCGCCAGUGCGGUCGUACGGUACGGUGGGCACAGGCACGAGUACAUUCCACCGUGGACGAAUGUCACGUACAUCCCGAACUAUCCGCUGAUCGAGGACUUUACCAACUCGACCGCACACUCGGAGCACCAGACGUACCAGGAAACCGGUCUCGGGACGGGAUCCAGCCAGCAACGCAACCGGAUGAUAUCGCUCGGCGCUAACGAUCUGCCCUAUCCGACGACCUACGACAAUAUGACGCGCGGCAUUGGACUGCAGCGGGGCGGCAGUGGUUCCACCACGCUCCACGGGGGCGGUUCGAUGUUUGGGCGCACAAACGGGUCGACGGACUGGAUGCCGCUCGGGUCCGGUGUGCCACCCCGCAAGCAGCUAAACUACACCGAACCGCAGUACUACCUAGGGGAUCUUAUGCAGGGUACGUUCUGCUCGCGAAUAUUCACCAACUGCGACAAGAAGGUGUGCCGAUUGCAGUCGCCCAACUUUCCCGGCAUUUACCCCAGGAAUUUGACGUGCUACUUCGCCGUUAGGCAGCACGAUGUCCCACCAGGUAAGCAUGCGUUUAUCGUCAUCAGUCAACCGAAGGGAAAUCUCGUGUGGAUAUCGACCGAGGCAUCGGCCGGUGCCGCCACGAACGCCGCCCGUGGAGACGAGAAGGAAAAGCACAAACCUCGUCUCCAAACCUGGAACGAGUGUGACAGCGUGCAGGACAGCACGAAUCCGAAGUGGAAAUCAACGGACUACAUUACCGUGUACGAUGGGUACACGACGCGUGAUCCCAUCAUUCUGAAGAUAUGCGGCGGUGGUCAAGCAAUACCGCAGGCCAUCUCGAGCGGUCCGGAGCUGUUGGUAGAGUUCACCACAUCACCCUACGGUACCUUCAAUACACCCCAAACAAGCGGACACUCGCUGCAUGGUUUUCAACUUGAGGUCUCGGUACGUUUUGUUGACAUCCAGACGCCGACGUACGCGAAAAGUAAGCGCGUGUGCGAGUUUUGGCUCCGAGGAACGGGGCACGGUGUGUUGCAGAAUCCGCUACACUCGCUCGCUCCCAACACGACCUGUCUCUACCAUCUGCAAGGUACUGAAGCUCGCGCACUUGAUGCAAUCAACAUCCCACGCCGCUCGGGUGCGCUUUCCACCUCGCCGACUCGCUUCAAGGUGUGGAUAUCGGUUAUGAAGUUUGAGCUUGCGCCCGAAUUCGGUGCCACCGAGGAACAGCUGCUACAGUACCAACGGACUGAGGACUGCAGCGGUAUGCUACGGAUAUGGGACGGACCUCUUAGAGAGGUGCCCAGCUGUAAGGAUUUCGACUGUCUAACGACCGAUAAAGAUGGAACACAGCGCAGCAGCAUACGAUUCGGUGCGAAUACGACGAACAUCAUCGCCCGGUACUGUCGCGGGUCCGUUCCACGAUCCUGCGAUCACGGCAUCCUCAACAUGAGCAGCUCGCGACCGUGCACCUUGUCGGAGAGUUACGUCUCGAGCAGCGACUUUGUAACGUUGGAACUGAAAACAUCCGAUUCGACCGUGCUUCGUCCGCUACAGUUCGCACUGCGCUAUGAAUUCGUCGAUCUCCUGCAGGACGGCACCGCGAUCGGGGGUGAGAAUGAAUGCCAUCGACGAUUCGCCAGCAGCCAGAUGGAACGCAAAGGACCGCACCCUAUACGAAGCGUGCGAAACAUAUUCCUGUUCGGCCGCGGUGGAGCAAAACAUUUACACUGCAUCUAUCGCUUCGAAGCACAGCGUGGAGAGCGCGUGCGUAUCGAGAUCAAUCGUGCCAUGACCGGUAACCGGACGUGUGACUCACGCGUGGAUCCCGACACGGGUCGAUCGUACUGCUUCGGCGAUAGUACGGCCCGGGUCGAGAUCUUCGAGCGUCCCUGGCACGAAUCGAUCCUCUUUCCGCGCGGCUGUGUCUGCAAUUCGACCAACAAUUCCUACCUGCCGAUCGUGUUCACGUCGACCGGUCGCGAGGUUGAGAUACACUUCAGCGCAGCCAACAUGACCAACGGGGAUGAUCCUGAUUCGCUCAACUUCGAGGCAUCGUACGAGUUCGUCAAGGGUCCAAUGAUGUGCAAGGACGUGCGCCGUAAGAACGCCAUUACCGGUGUAGUUACGCUGACCUCGGGUGAUGUCGAAUGUCGCAACCGCCCGUGGCUUAUAGAACCUUCGUACGAUCGGUAUCUCUAUAUACGUCUGAAAGGGCUGUUCCUGCGUAAGUUCAAUCCAGCGAGCCCGCUUGCGUACAACGCUAGCUUCAGUGCUGUAACGCCAAUACGCUGCUACACCAAGUCACGCGUCAUCAUAACCAAUGGGGAAGGUAUCUCGGUGACCGCCUGUCCGCUGCCCGAAGAGACCAAGCAUCGGCACGUGGUGGAGGUGUUCAGUGCCGGCUGGGGCCGUAAGCAUCCGUUCUUCGGUGCGGAAGCAUCACGAGUCGUUUCGGUGGAGUUCCUCAAUCCGGACGAGGGGGGCCAUUAUGCGUUUAGUUGGCUCGAGCUUACGAAACGAACAUCGGCAAGCUAUGCUUUAGUACAGGAAGAAUGCCCCUACCUUUGUCCCGAUCUGAACGCUUGCGUGAAUGCUUCCAUCUGGUGCGAUGGCAUCGAACAGUGUCCUUCGGGAGAGGAUGAAGCCUUCACACACUGUUCUGCGCUGUUGCGGCUGCCGGCAGAGAUACUGGCCGGACUGAGCGUUCUUCUGCUGGUGUUAUGCUGCGGACUAUUCGGAUAUCUAUACAGAAAAAUCAAACGCAACUGCCGACGGACGAGCGUGCUCCAGACGCGCCUGAAAUCGCUCAGCUCGAUGGAUACGGCCGUGUUCGAGGACAAGGAGGUGAUUUGCUGACAAAACGACAAUUCUGUACGGUACGUCGAGAUCGAUCGCGUUACCACGGUCUGACCGCGUCAUCGCGCAACACCAGAUGCCGUACAGAAUUGUCUUCCCAUGCAACCAAACCAAACCGACGAUAUGCCAAACGAUCGCCAAACGGGCGACACCAGUGAGCAGCAGGAAAAUGAUGGACUGAGCAAUAAUAGCAGCAAAGUAUCGCGUACUUCUUCUUUUCUACACACGACACUUACCACUACGGGCCCGUGGUGGAGAGCGUCACCGGACGAUAGAGGAUCAUUACUACUACUACUGCGAGUGUCGCUACACUAGCACUGCGAACGAUGGAGCAAAAACCAGAGCAAAACCUACUAACUUAACUUUACUACUUGUAGCGUUGUAGCGGAUAGUAGCAACUAAUCAUUACUACUAGGAACAAAAUAAAACGGCCCCAGACGGAAGCCAUCUGUUAGUCAUUCUAAUUCUACAAUUUUACUAUAGACCAGUAGGAUGAACAUAAAAACGGCAGACGGAGAACGUAAAUCAAAAGCGGAACGGAACCUGUCCCAACUGUCAAACUAAGGGAGCCAACAUUGGCAGCGACGACCUCCGGGGUCGGGGCUGAGGUCACACACUACUAUGUACUACGUUUUAGUAUUACUUCUAGUAAAACGAUACAAAUCAGAGACAAACAAUUAUUAUGUUUUAAACGCUAGCUGAAAGGUUAUUAAAUUGAAGGGCGAGAGAUUGGGUCGGUUAUAUAGCGGCGGAUCAUUUGUACUUGGAAGAGUGAAAUCAAAACAUCCCACAACGUCCUCCAGAGGCUGCAGAGGGUUAAAUCGUUCUUGCAUAGGAUCCCCAACACAGAUUGUGCACAAUCGAGUCGAUUAUACUUUUUACGAUCAAGUUCGAGCAAGCAAAUUGUACUUUGACUCUCACACUUUCCCUGUCGCGUGGCAACAAAACGCAACUGUUCCUUCGACCAAAAUGCUUUUUUCCUUGACAGAUUCCACCACUAAACGGCUCACUACGAUCAAUCCGCACUGUGCAGAGCUUUUAACGAACGAUUGUCGAACUGUCUCUAUGACCGUGCCCAUGUUUAUGCCUCAAUUCUGUGGAGGAUUUAAGAAGCGAAAGAGUAUUAUUAGCGAGUACGGGGGUAUAGGAUUUAUUAGCGAAAUGGUUACAGCAGCAAAUGCAAAUCGGCGUUACAUUUAUGGGGGAAAAAAGGUGUAAACAAACAAACACCGACACUUAACGGUACGAUAUGGACUUGUUCAUUAUUAAUUGAAUUGAAUUAUAUCUAAUCAGCGCGGGUGAGGUGUGCGUGUGUGUAUAGCAAAAAUUAAAAUUGGCCGAAAAGGGGAAUAGCCGUAGGAGGGCAACCAGGUGCAGGAGCAGGAUAUUAAAAUCGAUUAAAUCAAACAAUUUAAAAGCAAACCAACAAAUGAUAAGAAGCGAAUGAUGAGAAUUUUAAACACUUACAUUAAAUCGUACAUAGAAUAUAAUAUUCCAGUCGCAGACUAAAACAAACAAACAAAAAAAAACACAUUAACUAACAAGUAACGCAAUGGACGACACUUUCCUUCAUAGUGUCCCGUGUUACGCAGCAAAGGUCCCGAUCGUGAUGAUCGUGAUCGAGUACUUGACAUGAAGAAGGCAUGUCGGCAUACACGAACAAACGAUGUUUCAUAUUCAAAUAGGUCUGUUGGCGGUGGUUUGGAUUCAAUUGUUAGGCCCUUCCCCCAGCAGGGGCGAACACGAGUUACGUAGAUAACUAGUUUAUUAAUGAUAGAGAAACCAGCAAACAAAAAAACCCUCCCCAUUUAACGUACAGGACAUCCCCGAUCGACGGCACAACAACACGGUUGCGGGGUUUUUUGUCUGCAUUGAGCGACUUUUUCACAUUUAAAGUAAAACGGACCAAAAACUAAUGCUAUAUUGGGCGUACUCUUACCGCUCGGUAAGGAAAGACAUUUGGCGUCUGGAUCGUGGACGGAAAUGUACAUAGGAGAGAGUGAGUGUGGAAAAGGUGCAAACCCAUACCUUUUACUUUGUUUUGUCGAGAGGAAGUUCUGUUCAUCACGACCACCACGACCACUAACGACUAACGAGAAAGAAGGUGACACUCAAAAUGG
Messenger RNA from Anopheles moucheti, 5965 nucleotides. RefSeq lists its product as uncharacterized. The transcript is spliced from 15 exons. Gene Ontology annotation, cellular component: plasma membrane. Lineage: Eukaryota; Metazoa; Arthropoda; Insecta; Diptera; Culicidae. Bases 135 to 3845 code for a protein of 1236 amino acids. The record is from RefSeq and is a predicted model, not a curated record. Gene Ontology annotation, molecular function: protein binding.